Molecule: messenger RNA, 6390 nt
Organism: Hippocampus zosterae (dwarf seahorse)
Lineage: Eukaryota; Metazoa; Chordata; Actinopteri; Syngnathiformes; Syngnathidae
Gene: mier3b
Product: mesoderm induction early response 1, family member 3 b
Exons: 14
Coding region: 396-2132 (578 amino acids)
Biological process (GO): negative regulation of transcription by RNA polymerase II
Cellular component (GO): nucleoplasm
Molecular function (GO): transcription corepressor activity; histone deacetylase binding
Source: RefSeq, a predicted model, not a curated record
GCAAGCUUCUACUGGGCCAUCGAUAACCAAUUUUCUUGUCAUAUAUACGAAAACCUUUAUUAGUCUGUUGUUGUCAAACGUCAGUUCUCCUGAGUCUCAUUAUCUCGUGAAACUGUACCUUAUAACAUAACCGACGUGUGUUGGUAUUUGACAACUGUUCGUAAUAAUUGCAACGUCCAAGGCAAAUGGUUGACGUACAUCUCCAGUUGAUACCUCUCCACAGACCCGACUAUAGAUCGUCUCGUCGUGCGGACGAUUACCUGAGAUUUCGCAGUGGUGUGAAUUAAAAACGUAUUUUACGACAAGAUUCGUUUGUUCGUUUAAAAAUAUAUAUUUGCAUGUACGGUACAUCUAAAACGUCUCAAAGGAUUCCCGUUAAUCUGCGAUGGUUGUGAAUGGCGUCACGACCUAGGCGGCCGGUGCGCUCUCUGAUUGGCGGAGAGCCGUCAUCCGGGUACUACGCUACGACUGGCUCAUUAGCUAAAGGUACCAAUAUGGCGGAGGCUUCCAUUGGGAGUUCAAGUCCAGUUGGCUCUUUGUCGUCGGAAGAUCAUGACUUUGACCCGACUGCAGAGAUGCUAGUUCAUGAGUACGAUGAUGAGAGGACCCUGGAGGAGGAGGAAUCUCUAGAAGGCGGAGCCAAUAUCAGCUCUGAAAUUGCAGAUUUGGAGAAGGAGGGUAACAUGCCUCUGGAGGAGCUGCUGGCCAUUUAUCGAUACGAGGCCUCAGCUGGUUCCAGUAUAGACAGCUCCUCUGGCGACCUCACAGACGAGCUGCCCGACAUGACUUUGGACAAGGAGGAAAUUGCUAAAGACUUGUUGUCUGGCGACUACGAGGAGGAGACCCAGUCGUCAGCGGAUGACCUCACCCCGUCAGUGACCUCCCACGAGGCCACCGAUUUCUUCCCCAGAACACUUCGAUCCAACGCUGUCUCUGAUGGGGAUAAAGAUUCAGAGUGUGAAGAUGAUGGUCCAAGUCCAGAAGACUCCAGAAAGGAAAUAAUGGUGGGCGCUGAGUACCAAGCGGAAGUUCCUUUCACCAUCUGCCACUACACGGAAGAUGAGAAAGUGUAUGAAGAUGAAGAUGAGCUCAUGUGGCGUCCGGGCACGCUGCCAGAGAGCAAGGUCAGGAGCUUCCUGACCGACGUCCUGUCACGGACAACGGACGAGAAGACGACGCACGACAAACCACAUGUUCGAGACAAUGAACAAGCUUUGUUUGAGCUCGUCAAGUGUAACUACAACACCCAUGAGGCGCUUGAGCAAUACUGUAGCCACCUAAAAUCCUCGAAAGAAAAAUCUCCCCCGUGGUCUGAGGAGGAGUGCAAGAACUUUGAACAUGCUCUGCAGAUGUAUGACAAGAACUUUCACCUCAUUCAGAAACACAAAGUGACAACACGAACGGUAGCGGAAUGCGUCGCGUUUUACUACAUGUGGAAGAAGUCGGAGCGCUUUGACUUCUUUGUGCAGCAGAAUCGCUUCGGGAAGAAAAAAUACAGCAGCUAUCCCGGUGUCACAGACCUCAUGGACCGGCUCGUUGACGAAGCGGAGGGUUUGGCCGUGGACAGUUCGUCGUCUGUGUGCUCGGGAGGUGGCGGGAGCGGAAGGGUGGAAAGCGCGACGGAUCAACAGCUCAGCCUGCUCAACUCCAUCACUGCCAGUGACCUCACAGCUCUGAGCAACAGCGUGGCGACGGUGUGCAGCCCGGCCGAGGUGACGUGCUUAGACUCCUACAGCUUCCCCCCACUGGAGAGCCUCCACCGCACCUCCCUCAACCACGACGAGUCGCUGGGCUUCCCGUCGGGCGGCGCCGACGCCGACUGUCUCAACAUGCUGGACGCCGGCUUCUACCACUCGGAGCUGGGCCAGCUGAGCGGCGUGUGCGUGGCCAAGGACUGCGAGCGGCCCUCCAAGAGACUCAAGCUGGCGCUGCAGCCGGACUCGUUCAUAGGCGACGUGUCGGUGGGCAACCUGGCCGUGGACUUCGAAGCGCGACGGACCGCGCCGCACCACCACCGGAUAACCGGCGCCAAAAUGGCCGUGUCGGUCACGGACUUCGGCGAGCCCAACGGCUUUUUGAGCGGGCACGCGCGCCACCACGCGCAGCACGCCACAGCACUUCAGUCCGACUGAUCUUCCUCAUCCUCUUCCUUCCUUCUUCCCUUUUUUUGGGCGUGUACAUAAGACUGACCUCAUGUUAUAUAUAUCAUGGUAAAUAUAUAUAUAUGUGUGUGGGUGUGUGUGUGUCUACACACACACACACUCACAUCUGUGUGUAUGCAUAUGUACAUAUGUUUGUGUGUGUGUGUACAGAACUAUACUUUUUUCAUUUUUUGUGUACUAUGACAUCAGUGAUGUCUCUCAUAUAGAACUAAAAUCUUGAUUUCUCAAGAAUUUAUAAUAGCCAUUUUUUUGUUUUGUUUGUCACCACGGUUACGUCCAUGUAGAGUGUGGUCAACAGUGCCCUGCCAUUCUUCCUUUCCGCUGCCAAAAUCAUCUUAUUUAGAAGGUGCUUAUUUAAAAGUGGUACUUUUUUUCAAAUCAGUGUUUGGUUUACAGGUACGUAGCAGUCGGCAUGUUGCUCGCUUUUCAGUUUGUUCUUAUUUGCGUGUGCCUGUUACGACUAGCAAUCGGCUUUGCAUUUUAUUUUAUACUUUUCAACAAUGAAAUUGAAAUAAGAUGUCCUGGGAAAUAGUGACAGCCAAGUGUUUAAGAAUAGAUUUCAGUGGGGCCAAAAAAAAAAAAAAAGAAAUUCCCAUAAUGUCUUUUGAAGUGAAGGCAAUUUGCAAAUUUCGGAGGGAUUUACUGCCAUAAAUGAAUGGAACAAAUCCAUUUGGCAAGAAACAUGACGGCCUGUGCACUAUGAUCUGCGAAUGAUACUAAAAAAAAAAAAUGUCAGCAUGCUUAACUCCCUUGAGGCUGACGGCAGAAAUUGAACUUUUGUCACCAUGCAAUGUGUGAGCCUUGUUAAUAUCCAACAGUCGGCAAUUAUUUUGACUCCCGUUUGUCAUUUGAACGUUUUAAUUGGCGAAAUGGAGCACUUGUUAAAACCCAGUUGCUGUUCUUUGUUUUCGUCCGUGUAAAUGUGAUCAUCACACGGUAUAGACACGUUAGCAAAGGUUUAACUGCUGCACUUGCAGUGCUUGAAAUCCGGUUGUCGUUCACUGUUUUUGUCCAUUUUUCUUCAUUUUGGCCACGAUUUCUCGUCCUUUCUCACUCGGUAACUUUGGUUGCAUCACAGGGUUAGCAUAAACGGCGCGUGCCAUUUGAAUGGCGCGAUUGGUAUUGGAUCACUCUUCAUGGUUCGAAAAAAAUAUUCCCAACAAUUCUCGUGGACUAAAACUCAAUUCUACCUUGCUCAUAGUUUGAGUUGGACAAUAACCCUGCUGUUUAGCAAUCUCUUAAACUUUUUAACCCCCCACCCGUGGACAACAACAAUGAACUAAAACUAUUUUAACCACCACGCGUUCACAAUUUUUAACACUUCAAUUUGUUCAAUUUUGCCCAGAACACAAUCUCCCGCCAUUUUUGUUCACCCAAACAGCCCUUGCUUGUGUUUUAGAAAUGUUGGCAUAAAAAAAAAAGUUGUUUGAACAGCAUGUCAUAGGUAAUGUGUUUUUAUCUUAUUUUAUUUUUUUAAGGGGUGUCUAAGUCCAGAAACGACUGUCCAUCCCGUUGAAAACGACAUAAUUGGUCAUCGUUGCUCCUUUUACACUUGGAACAAUUAUUGCGCUGACACUUUUACUUAAUUUUGUGUUUUAUGUCACAUAUGUCAAACUUUCAGUAUUAGCUUUGUUGCCCGCACUGCAGUGUGUGUGUGUGUGUGUGUGUAUUGAAUGUUGGCCGUGUAGCAGAAAGUGGUUUUGGGAGCAUACCAUGGUUUUUGGGGGGGGGGGGGGGGGGGUCUUCACGUAUCUAUGCAUUGUGCCACGUGAAUGGUUCAUUUCAGGGGCUGGACAUGACACUCUGUGCGCGCGUGGGUUUGCAGUUACACACGCACGAGCACUUGGGGGCAACUCAUUCAUGCUUUCCAUGGCAUCUUUGAUGUAAAUAAGAAUUAGCAAGUAGCCUUUAAAAAGUCUAAUGACCUGACCUCUAAUUGUCAAUAUGUGUUCAUACAAAGCUUAUUAUUAUUAUUAUUAUUGUUUGUUUUCUAAAUGGCCAUCCAUUGUAGAUAUGUACAGAAUUUUGAGCCUUUUUUUUUCUCAUUAUACUGAUUGACUUGGGAUUGUUUAGCUUUUUCAUUUUCUCUUUCUGUACAAUGGAACUUCCGAUGUGGGACGCACUUCCUGAAAAUUUCAAAAUCACGUCAAAUGUUGGCAUUCUGAAAAACAAGCAACUUUUUUGCCCCCUCCAUCCCCGUUUGGCUAUUCUUAGAAAUGUGGCAUCACAAGAAAAAGCAAAGAAGACGACAUACGCACGAAGAUGACGUCUCACUGAGCUGAGCUAUCGUUUUCUUUUUACUCGCAAAAUGUUGGCCUUCAAAAGUUGCUUUUAGGGCGUUGACCUUCAUUGAUUCCACUGUAUUAUGUUUCUUUCCCUUUGCCCCCAAAUGUAAAGCAAAGAUGCUCUUGCAAGCCCCCCCCCCCCGUUCCCCCCGUUCCCCCAGACUGUAAAAUACCUCGUCCAUCACUCAGUUUGUUAGCAUAAACGUAAAAGAGAGGGGAAAAAAACCCAACUUGAUCUUCCUGUAUUUGUCUCGAUGGCAUGGCUGCUGGUCUUUGGGAGAUGACAUUUUGUAUUUUUGUUUCGUGUUGUUUUUUUGUUUUGUUUGUUUAAAAAAAUGCAGUAGGUGGUGGGUAGCUGUGCUAUUUAUUAUUUCACUCUGUGGUUUGUACAAACACUUGUCAGAAUGUAAAAGGCCAUUUUAAAAGUGGUAGGUUUUUGAAUUUUUUUUUUUUCCCACCAUCCUGUGAACUCUGGAAAAAUGUGAUAUUUUAUUGGUGUGCGAGCGUGUUUGUGUGUGUGCAUGUGCAAGCCGGCACGAAGCAAAUUUAAUUUUAUAUUUUUAUUUUUGUUAAGUCAUUUUACAGAAAAAAAAUGGAAAAACAACCCAAAAUACCUUUUGUGAAUAAAACCCCUGCAGAAAAAAAUCUAUCCAGGAUUCUAGACAAUCAAAAAGGCAUCGUUAUGAGAAAUGUUACAGAAGUUAUCUUUAUUGUUUAUAAGAAUUGUACAUAGACAUUCAGUUUUUUUUUCUUUGUGUUGUUUGUUUGCUCUCUUCUCACUCAUUUUGUUAAACAUUUUUUGUAUUUUCUGUUGUACUUUAAUACCUUGUGUACAGAUCCAGAAAUAAAAGCUCUGGAAAAAUUAAUAUGCGUACAUUUUUUUAUUUAAAAGGGUGUUACUCCUUAAUUUGAAUAUAAAAACAAAGUUGAUGCAUUUUUUGGAUCUGUAUCACACACACUUUGUUUCAACUGCAGUUCUUAAAGCGUACUUAUAAAUUGGGAUUUCAGAGAAGGGUUUUAAACUAGAGCUUGGGGCCGGUUCGGGUUUUGAAGUAAGGUUUUAAACUAGGCUUUGGAUUUAACAGUAGUGCUCUAAACUAGGGUCAAUGUUUCAAUGUAGGGUUUCAAAUUAAGAUUGUUUUCAAUUUAGGGUUUAAAUGAUUAAUAAACUCUCGUGAGUGUUUCAAAUGACUUUCAAACCCAAGAUUCAAGUCGAGGUGAAAAAAUGUCUCAGAAGUGGGGUGAAAAGUAUUGAGUGUUUUAAAAAAACUAACAGCAAGCAAAGGAAGUCGUGUUGAGCAUUGCUUAUAAAUAUAAUUUAUUAAUCAUUUUAAAAAUUCUUUCUUACACUUUGUACAGAAAACAAGGAGAGCACAAAAAGAUGUCAUGACAAGCGUGCCUGAUGCAACCAAAACAGUCACCACCAGGGCUCAACGUGUCAAGUCCAAAUCACUGCCCAUAGCAAAACGGUACAAGCACAGCCAAGACGUCCAUCAUGACAACCAAUGGCAGUUUGCAUAGUCGACAAAAAAAAAAACUAAACAAAAAAAAACAACAACAACAAAGUAAACAUACUAACUACUUCCUAACUUUUUUUUCUAACUCUUAAAGUGACAGUACACAAGUGUACACACUAUAGUCAAAUAGAAAACACUUUUUUCCCCUUUCAUUUCCAUACAAUAACAACACUGGAUUUGUAUGUCGAGUCCACGUGAAGAGUCCAGUGGCUAAAAUGUCGACAAGCAAAUUUUUGAAAAUUAAGGGGAAAAAAAAGUCGAUGUCAUCGCCGUCGCCUUUGGGUUCCAGUUUGCAUUUUAAAUGCACCCUGUACACUUUUUGAAUUAGCACUUACAUAAUGAAACAAUCACAACAUCCAACCGAGAAGCACACAUUUUGGAGCAAACCCCAAAAGAGAAAAAGUGACAACUCCGACCCCCCCCCCC